ACUGCUGGCUAGAAAGUAGUAGUUGACAUAUUUAAGAGUUAGUGAUAAGCUUAUCGUUUUCAAAAAAUAGCUUGUUAACCUUCUUGGUCCUCUUCAUUAAUUAUACUAGUAGUAGUUGAUUGUAUCUGACAAUGAUUGGUGCUCUAUUCAUCAUUGGACUGUCAAUUGUCACCGCCGUUGACGGCCGUGAUGUGCUGAAGUUACCAUCUGAAGCAUCAAAGUUUUUCAGUGGUGGAUAUGAUGAUUCCAUGGGUAGUAGAUGGGCUGUGUUGCUUGCUGGAUCAAGAGGUUUCUGGAAUUACAGGCACCAGGCUGAUGUUUGCCACGCAUAUCAGUUGUUGAAGAAAGGUGGCCUCAAGGAUGAGAAUAUUAUUGUUUUUAUGUAUGAUGACAUCGCUCAUAAUUUUGAGAAUCCUAGGCCAGGAAUCAUCAUAAAUAGCCCUAGCGGUGAGGACGUUUAUAAAGGAGUUCCAAAGGAUUAUACGGGGCAUCAUGUUACAGUCAACAACUUCCUUGCUGUUAUCCUUGGGAACAAAUCCGCUCUUACUGGAGGCAGUGGGAAGGUGGUGGAAAGUGGUCCAAAUGAUCAUAUCUUCAUUUUCUACAGUGAUCACGGUGGUCCUGGGGUGCUUGGGAUGCCUAGUGGCCCUUAUCUCUACGCUGAGGAUUUAAUUGAUGUCUUGAAAAGGAAACAUGCGUCAGGGACAUAUGAGAGCUUAGUCUUUUACAUUGAAGCUUGUGAGUCUGGGAGUAUAUUUGAGGGCCUUCUUCCUGAAGGUCUUAAUAUCUAUGCAACAACAGCAUCAAAUGCUGAAGAAGACAGUUGGGGAACCUACUGUCCAGGAGACUAUCCAAGUCCUCCUCUAGAAUAUCAGACCUGCUUGGGUGACUUGUACGCUGUUUCUUGGAUGGAAGACAGUGAAAAACACAAUCCCCAAGCAGAAACUUUAGGAAUGCAAUAUGAGCUGGUUAAAAGGAGAACUGCCAACUCGUUUGCGCAUGCAAGUUCCCAUGUCAUGCAAUAUGGUGAUCUGAAGCUAAGGGAUGAUCCUCUUUCCCUUUAUUUGGGGACCAAUCCCGCAAAUGAUAAUUACACUUUUCUGGAUGAGAAUUCCUCAAUGCUAUCCUCAAAGCCUGUUAACCAGCGUGAUGCAGAUCUCUUGCAUUUCUGGGACAAGUUCCUCAAGGCUCCUCAAGGCUCAGAUAGGAAACUUGAAGCCCAGAAGCAGCUGACUGAAGCUAUGUCACACAGAAUGCACAUAGACGACAGCAUUGCACUUGUUGGAAAGCUUCUAUUCGGGAUUGAGAAAGGUCCUGAGGUGCUGAAUAAAGUCCGACCUACUGGCGAGCCUCUUGUUGAUGAUUGGGACUGUCUUAAAUCCUUUGUAAGAACAUUUGAAACACAUUGUGGAUCAUUAUCCCAGUAUGGAAUGAAACAUAUGCGUGCCAUUGCUAACAUGUGCAAGGCUGGUAUAAAAAUGGAGCAGAUGGCCAAGGCAUCAGCACAAGCUUGUGUGAGUAUUCCUUCCAACUCUUGGAGUUCACUUGACGAGGGAUUUAGUGCGUAGGACACAAAUUUCUGGGCUCUCAGGGUAUCAUCAUCUUGGCAUCAUUGUCCUCAUGUUUAUCUAUAUGUACAAUGAUUGUACAUAUGCCAUUUAGAAUAAAAAGGAUAGUACAUAUGCUUCUUUCUUAAGAUGUUACUGAUCUUGUAUAAGUAAAGCCAACAAAUAUUUAUCACUUUGUUGUGUUAAUGCAUUGGAUUGUGACGAGA
This is a messenger RNA of Lycium barbarum (goji berry), 1774 nucleotides long. RefSeq names its product vacuolar-processing enzyme-like. The transcript is spliced from 9 exons. Gene Ontology annotation, molecular function: cysteine-type endopeptidase activity. Bases 132 to 1568 code for a protein of 478 amino acids. NCBI's taxonomy places the organism in Eukaryota, Viridiplantae, Streptophyta, Magnoliopsida, Solanales, Solanaceae. Gene Ontology annotation, biological process: vacuolar protein processing. The record is from RefSeq and is a predicted model, not a curated record.